Messenger RNA from Tympanuchus pallidicinctus (lesser prairie-chicken), 1894 nucleotides. RefSeq lists its product as uncharacterized. The coding region runs from base 113 to 1054 and encodes 313 amino acids. The transcript is spliced from 9 exons. NCBI's taxonomy places the organism in Eukaryota, Metazoa, Chordata, Aves, Galliformes, Phasianidae. The record is from RefSeq and is a predicted model, not a curated record.
CCGCGCCGUGCGGGAAGUGACGUCCCGCCGCCCCGGAAGGGCGGGCGCUGCGCGGCGCGGCUCAGCCGCCGCAGCCAUGUAGCUGCCGUUAGCGGAGGGCGGCGCGGCCGGCAUGGAGCCCGCCGAGGAGAGCGGCCCCGCGCUGCCCAACCUCACCCCGCGGCACCGGGAGCUCGUCCCCACGCCCUGCGGCCCCAUCAAGCCUUGUUCAGAGCUGUCAUUUCCUGUGAAGAUCUACUUCUGCGUGACUAUUUUGUCUCUGCUCAGUGUUAUAGGGCUGACCAUAGAGACACUCGUUCGACAGACUGAGGAAGAUUUCACCAUUUCUCUUAUACAGUUAGUUGGAGUUGUGUUCUGUGUGUACUAUGUCACUAGAGGAAUCCUGCAGGAGAACCGCCAGGAGCUCAUUGUCUUUGUUCUUUCCAUCCUGCUAGUGAUGUUUCGUUCCAUUAUCAAUUUCACAGUUCUUCCUGCUGAGCAAAAGCCAAAACUCCUGGCCCGCUUCAUUCUCAUCCUCUUGGUUGGCUCCUUUGAUGUCAUCUGUGCCAUCAUCCUUAUUCAGAGUCAAAGCAUGAUGGCCUUUCGAGUGGGUGGUGCUCUAGAAAGCCUACAGUCACAAUACUUCAUGCUGAAUCUCUGUUUUUCCAUGCUGACCUUUGAUCUUCAGGCACAGCUCUGCUUGUGUAUUCUGCUGAUAAGCCUCCACGAGAUCACCCUUCUACAUAACAUCAUUUCAGCAACAGGGAUUCUCUGGGCUUGCCUGAAAGUGACCGUUAGCAUCAUCGCGAUUUUAAAAGAACUGAAGCCUCUAGUGUGGAUUUUUCUCUGUCAGAACGUACCUGAAGUAGUUUUUCUCAUCUACCUGCUUUACACGGUGAUAAAAGAGUGGGGCAGAGGGAAUUCUUACACUUUAGAGGCUGCUUUCAUUACUGGCUCUUGCAUUUCUGUUGCAAUAAAAUCUGUUUUGUUUUGGGCAUUGAUUCACGUCUACCGUGGCUUUGGGCAAGGACUAAGAGAAAGAAUGUUUUCUUCCUAUGGAAGGAUCGACUCCUGAGCAUCCCCUUUGCAUCCUAACUGCAGCUCUUACAGAGUGAAAGCAUAGCUGAGAAGUUCUGAUCAAGUGCAUGCAUUUGGAACGUAAGAUAAUGGCUCUGUUUCACAAAGACAGAAGAAGUUUCUUUGAAAAGCAUCUUCACAUUUCUUAGAUUGUUUCAUGCUAUGGGAUUACAGCAGUGCAGCUGGUAACAGCUUAUAAAGCAAAGUAUGCUCAUGAAAACAAGAAUAAUCCUCUCACGCUCAGUGGGUUCUGCUGACAGGACACUGCAGCUUUCACUCACGUUCCUGAUGUUGCUUUGAGCUGCGGGAGGUUCACAACACACAUGUGAGUGGGGCACAUCGUUAAUAUAAAUGCUCAUUUUGAUGAUGCUCCAACAUAAGAAUUUGCACGCCAGUCUUUACUUAGUGAGGCUGGAAGUGGAGAGCCCUGCCUCCAUUUCUCAGCUCAGACCUGUCACCGAGCAGAGGUCCUAAGAGCUCCACAGUACAUGCUUUCUGUUCUGCAGCUCAUGUAUGACUUCCACGAGCUGUUUAGACAACAGCUGCAUUCUCUGAUAUCCACUGUGUCUGUGUGACUGCUUAUCCCCAACAUGAUAGCUAGAGCUCUUGUUCCUGCCCUGACUUACCAAUACUUCAUGAUAUUUUUUUAAAUCUCAGCUCACAUCAAAUCUACACAAGGUCAUUUCACGCCCUCUAACGUAUCUAACCACUGUGCCAUUUCACAACAACAGGUGACUGUUGUAUUAAGUCUCUACUAUUGCAAUUUAAAAGUUUGGUAUUUUACUGAUUGCAACCUUUAGCUACUGGUUAUGUAUUUUUUAAUAAAGUUUAAACACAG